Messenger RNA from Notolabrus celidotus (New Zealand spotty), 4421 nucleotides. RefSeq names its product cyclin-dependent kinase 19 (gene cdk19). The record is from RefSeq and is a predicted model, not a curated record. The coding region runs from base 110 to 1660 and encodes 516 amino acids. Gene Ontology annotation, cellular component: cytosol; nucleus; mediator complex. NCBI's taxonomy places the organism in Eukaryota, Metazoa, Chordata, Actinopteri, Labriformes, Labridae. The transcript is spliced from 14 exons. Gene Ontology annotation, molecular function: ATP binding; cyclin-dependent protein serine/threonine kinase activity; RNA polymerase II CTD heptapeptide repeat kinase activity. Gene Ontology annotation, biological process: protein phosphorylation.
UCCCAAACAAGGAAAUGGUGGGGGAAUAAAAGGAGCAGAUGAUUUAAUUAAUGCAUGUAAUAAUUAAUAUUUUAUUUUAUUGUAAAUUAAGACGUAUUUAUGGGUUGGAAUGGAUUACGACUUCAAAACAAAGCUGGCGGCCGAGAGAGAGAGAGUAGAAGAUCUGUUCGAAUAUGAAGGUUGCAAAGUGGGUCGAGGCACCUACGGGCACGUUUAUAAAGCUAGGCGCAAAGACGGGAAAGACGAGAAGGAGUACGCACUGAAACAAAUAGAAGGCACCGGAAUAUCAAUGUCUGCCUGCAGAGAGAUCGCUCUGUUACGAGAACUGAAGCACCCGAACGUCAUUGCCCUGCAGAAAGUGUUUCUGUCCCACAGCGACAGGAAGGUGUGGCUCCUGUUCGACUACGCCGAGCAUGACCUGUGGACUUUUGAAAUAUUUCCUCUGCACCAUGUUGGCCCCACAGUACCAGCCAGUGUCCAGCAUCAACCUCACAUCAUCAAGUUCCACCGUGCCUCCAAGGCCAACAAGAAGCCCAUGCAGCUGCCUCGAGGGAUGGUGAAGUCUCUCCUGUAUCAGAUCCUGGACGGGAUCCAUUACCUCCACGCCAACUGGGUUCUCCACAGGGAUCUGAAACCAGCCAACAUCCUGGUGAUGGGUGAAGGUCCUGAGCGAGGCCGGGUGAAGAUCGCUGACAUGGGUUUCGCCAGACUUUUCAACUCCCCCCUCAAGCCUCUUGCGGACCUGGACCCCGUAGUGGUGACGUUCUGGUACAGGGCCCCUGAGCUGCUGCUGGGGGCCCGGCACUACACCAAAGCUAUUGAUAUUUGGGCCAUUGGUUGCAUCUUUGCAGAGUUGCUGACGUCUGAGCCCAUCUUCCACUGUCGCCAAGAAGACAUCAAGACCAGUAACCCCUUCCAUCACGACCAGCUGGACCGGAUAUUCAGCGUCAUGGGUUUCCCUGCAGAUAAAGACUGGGAGGACAUCAGGAAGAUGCCCGAGUACCCGACCCUGCAGAAGGACUUCAGGAGGACGACGUACGCUAACAGCAGCCUGAUCAAAUACAUGGAGAAGCACAAAGUCAAACCAGACAGCAAAGUGUUCCUAUUGCUCCAGAAACUGCUUACCAUGGACCCUACCAAAAGAAUCACAUCGGAGCAGGCGCUGCAGGACCCGUACUUCGUGGAGGAUCCCUUACCGACCACAGAUGUGUUUGCUGGGUGUCAGAUCCCCUACCCGAAGAGAGAGUUCCUGAACGAAGAUGAGCCGGAGGAGAAAACAGAGAAGCAGAACCAGACCCAGCAGCACCAGCAGACCACAGUCCAGGCUCAGGCCCAGAACCAGCAGCAGACGGCAGCCCAGCAGGCCCCCUCCCAGCAGAGCUCCGCCCAAACCAACGGCACCACCGGAGCAGCAGGGGGUGCCGCAAACACUGGUCUACAACACGGCCAGGACCAGGGGCCCCCAAACAAGAAGCCUCGGAUCGGGCCCUCGGGGGCCUCCUCAGGCACGGGGGUGCUACAAUCAGAUUACCAGCACUCUGGGGCCCGCCUCGGUUACCAAAGCAACAUCCAAGGUUCCACUCAGCCCCAGAGCACCAUGGGAUACUCGUCAUCAUCCCAGCAGAGCUCCCAGUACUCCCAUCAGACCCACCGUUACUGAGGUUCCCAUCAGUCCUCCCCCAGCAGAGGAGCCGGCUCCUUCCUCCUCAGCCUCCCCAUCCCCCACCGACUAUCAUCCCAGGCAUUCUCCUCCUCCUCACCCGCCCCUCAGAUGAGACCUCGUCCCUGACGGCCUUCACCAGCACAGGAGCCUGAAGGCACACAGACACAGGAACCAGUACCACCUGGAGAGGAGGCGGGGCUGCUGGAUGGCGGGCGGUGAAGGCGUCACUCGCUCAGCUCUGAUCAUUAGACAGCUUCUCUCUGCUUUGGUGUCACAGGUCACCCUGAUACUUGAUGUCAUUGUAAAUAUCGUUGGACCUGGAAGAGACCAGGAGACAUGAGAGCCCUUUACAGUCCGCUGUAGUGUCACAUGACCUCUGAUGACAUCACAUGACCUUUAGAUGAGCGGGGGAGAUCUCGAAGCUGACCCUCUCUCAUGUUUCUGCAGAAUCAUCGGCUGCUCGGCUGGUGCAGGGGGAGUGUUCCCCGUGUGUGUGUGUGUCUGUGUGUGUGUGUGUGUGUGUCCUCUGGUGGGGUGUGUGUGUUCGGACAGUGAGACAGUGUUUCACAGCUCCACCCACUCCACCUCCGUCAGAGACCACUCAUGAAGGCGGCGUUUUGUGGCGAGCCGACCUUCCAGACUUUAAGGUUUCUGAACUGGAGCGUGUGCGUCCACGUCCAGGGCAGCUAACAGGACGGCCCUGUAUAUGCCUCUUCAGACUGUUACUGCCUGAUGUCAGAGUGUUUUAUAAGAUUUAAUGUUAUAUUGCUGCCCUAUGAGUGUGUGUGAGUGAGUGUGAGUGUGAGUAUGUUUGUGUGAGUGUGUGUGAGUGACUGAGUGUAUGUACAGGAUGUUUUUUAUGCACGUUGUUUAUCUUUUUACUGACUAACUGCACUGACCGCUGAACAAAUGUGUGGUGACUUGUUUAAACUUGUCCUCUUCCACUGCGGCCCGCUGACCAAUCACAGAGCGUCAUUCUGCACACACUGAGACACGAUUGGAGACAGCUGGUGUGUUCUUUAACACACGUUACACACAGACAUGAAAGCAUUCAGUAAGCUCAGUAUGAAUCUCUAAGGCUCCUCUCUUCUGUUGUGAGCUGAUCACAGGUCCAGGAUCUGUGUGCACCAUGAUCACAGGUCCAGGAUCUGUGUGCACCAUGAUCACAGGUCCAUGAUCUGUGUGCACCAUGAUCACAGGUCCAAGAUCUGUUUGCACCAUGAUCACAGGUCCAGGAUCUGUGUGCACUGUGAUCACAGGUCCAUGAUCUGUGUGCACCAUGAUCACAGGUCCAUGAUCUGUUUGCACCGUGAUCACAGGUCCAUGAUCUGUGUGCACCUUGAUCACAGGUCCAUGAUCUGUGUGCACCGUGAUCACAGGUCCAGGAUCUGUGUGCACCGUGAUCACAGGUCCAGGAUCUGUGUGCACCGUGAUCACAGGUCCAUGAUCUGUGUGCACCGUGAUCACAGGUCCAAGAUCUGUUUGCACCGUGAUCACAGGUCCAGGAUCUGUGUGCACCGUGAUCACAGGUCCAUGAUCUGUGUGCACCGUGAUCACAGGUCCAUGAUCUGUGUGCACCGUGAUCACAGGUCCAUAAUCUGUGUGCACCGUGAUCACAGGUCCAGGAUCUGUGUGCACCAUGAUCACAGGUCCAGGAUCUGUGCACCAUGAUCACAGGUCUAGGAUUUGUGUGCACCAUGAUCACAGGUCCAGGAUCUGUGCACCAUGAUCACAGGUCCAGGAUCUGUGCACCACGAUCACAGGUCCAUGAUCUGUGUGCACCGUGAUCACAGGUCCAGGAUCUGUGCACCAUGAUCCCAGGUCCAGGAUUUGUGUGCACCAUGAUCACAGGUACGAAUCUGUGUACCAUGAUCACAGGUCCAGGAUCUGUGUGCACCAUGAUCACAGGUCCAGGAUUUGUGUGCACCAUGAUCACAGGUACGAAUCUGUGCACCAUGAUCACAGAUCCAUGAUCUGUGCACCAUGAUCACAGAUCCAGGAUCUGUGCACCAUGAUCCCUGACCUGUGUGAGGGUCGCUCACAGAGAGGAGAGUCUGCUGACUCUGCUCAGAGUCAGAGGUGUGUAACCUGGGGCUCAGAGCGGUGCUGGACUCCUCUGGGUCCUGUCAGAGCUCCUCACCGCAGCCAAGAGUCCACUAUUGAACCCUCCCUGACGAACACAUUUCACAUUAGCCUUUAUGUUGCUCCGUCCUCAUUGGUCCAGCCCGGUCACAUGACCAGCCAUGGUGCAGGUUGUAUUAAAGGACGCGUACCCACUGACCUGACUGUAAGUGGACUGUGUUGGCUCUGCCUCAGAGUGAAGGGGGGAAGGAGCCUAGUCCGGCCUGCAGUGGCGUUAUGAAACACUGACACCUUGUGGCUGAGGGGGGAACUGGGCUGCAGCUCUUUACAACAUUGGACAUGCUGGAGCUGGAGGCCACUCAGCCGAUGGUUGAGGUUUUUAUAUGACAUGUAUGGGGUCCAGGUUCUCAGAUAUGUGCUUGCCUGCUCUGCUCUUUGUUUGUGCUUUAUGUAGGGACUCUGCAGGAUCUCCUCAGGGUGCCACGGCUCUCUCUUUCUCUCUCUCUCUCUCUCUCUCUCUCUCUCUCUCUCUCUCUCUCUCUGCCUGCCGGGUUUCAUUGGAUGGUAGUGGUUUUGCGUCUGGUCUGUCCGUGUUAUUCCAGCUCUGCUCAGAGGGAUCUGGAGCAACAUUUCAAAAUAUCUGAGACGUAUUAAAGGGACAGAUGUGUUCUUAUGA